This is a messenger RNA of Didymodactylos carnosus, 477 nucleotides long. The record is from the annotation of a GenBank genome assembly. NCBI's taxonomy places the organism in Eukaryota, Metazoa, Rotifera, Eurotatoria, Philodinida, Philodinidae.
AUGAAUAAUUGGUCAGUUGAACGAGAUCCUUCAUCAAUUAACGCAAAAGUAUUUGCUACAGAACCAACCAUAUCUUUAUCAUUAUGGACUUCAUCGUAUCAAUGGGCUAAAUUAUCAAAGGAUGUAAUCUGUGUUUCCAAUGAUUUUUCAAAAACAUAUUACAUACCAGCUCGUGAUUUACAAUCGAUUACAAAAGCAGAUUUAGAUAAAUAUAAAAAUAAAAAGUGGACAACAUUUAAUCAAUUUAAAAAAUCAUUCGAUAUUUGGUGUAUGGAAUUGGAGAAUGAUUCCGAUUGGAAAAAAUCAAAAUGCAAUUGUCCCGCUUUUUUUAAGAAUUAUAUAUGCAAACACGUUGUUGGUAUGGCUAUUCGUUUGAAAUAUUGCAAACCCCCACCAGCAGCAAAAACAGUGCCGCUCGGUGAGAAAAGAAAGCGGGGUAGGCCAGCAAAGGCUAAACCUGCAUUGCUAGUACAGUAG